AAAGCUCCCACCGGAAGUAGCUCGUUAGCCGCCGUCCAGCUGCAGGAACUUUCGCUUCGUUCCUCCACAGCAAAGAUGGACUGGAAUGAAGACGGAAAUGGCCAUGGCCACAUGCGGGACGGCUGCCAGCACGGCCACUCGGGCCACUCCCACAGCCACGGGCCGAGAGCCGCCGCGUUCGGCGGGCUGUCGCACCUGUACGCGCCCGCCUACGGGCCGCCGGGGAAAGGCUCGGAGCAGAUGAUGGACAUCAGCCAGCAGCCCAAAAAGCGCUCGCUCAUGGACGACAGCAGCAGCUGGGACAUCGUGAAGGCGACACAGUUCGGCAUCCUGGAGCGCUGCAAGGAGCUGGUGGAGGCCGGGUACGACGUCCGGCAGCCGGACAAAGAGAACGUCACCCUGCUGCACUGGGCGGCCAUCAACAACCGCUCCGAGCUGGUCAAGUAUUUUAUCUCUAAAGGGGCCGUGGUGGACCAGCUUGGAGGAGACCUGAAAUCGACUCCGCUCCACUGGGCGAUAAGGUGUGAGCGGGAGGGCAGUCGGGCCGUUCGGGGCUCCAGAUUCCAGCUCCAGUUCCGCCCGUCUAAAUCAGUCCACCUGUUUUGCUUUGAGGUGGACGAGCCCGACUGUAACGGCCAGACGCCGCUGAUGCUGGCAGCUCAGAAGAUUAUCGGGCCCGAGCCCACCAACUUCCUCAUCAAGAACAACGCCUCUGUGAGCGCGGUGGACAAGGUCAGCAGGAACACGCCGCUGCACUGCGCCGUGCUGGCCGGGAACGUGGACGCCGCCCACAUCCUGCUGGAGUCCGGGGCCAGCGUGGACGCCGAGAACAUCAACCUGAGGGUCUUCGGCUCGUCAGCUGGGUCUGGCGGCGUAAGACGGGGGGGGAUUCCAUACGGGAAGCUUUCACCAGGGUUGGAAAUUAGGGGGAAUUUUGUAUCAGCCGGCAGGGCUCAAACUAGUAGCCCGCUGCUCAUCCACAUGCUCAACCAGGUCAAACAGGAGAGGAUCCGCUCCAGCUCGCGCUGCCUGCGGGUGGUGAACAGAUACAGGGUUUUCCUGCAGUUCCUGUCGUGCACGGCGCUGUUCGGCUGUGUCGGAGCCAUAGUGGACAUGGACUCUGAGUCCUGGCUGCUCAAAGGGAUCCUGUUGGCCUGUGUGAUGGGUGUGAUCAACCUGGUCUCGAGGAAUUUCCCCAGCCCAGACUUCCACUCUCUCCUCCCGGCCUCAACUCUCAUGGCUUCGGUCUUCUGGAUGCUGGUCACCUGCUCCACGGUCCAGGUGCUGUUCACCCUGAACGCCACCGCUCUGCUCUACUACUACGUCCGCACCUGCAGGACGGACCCGGGCUUCAUCAAAACCACUGAGGAAAAGAAGAAAAUGAACGUGCUGGUGUUGGCCGAGGCCGGCUGUCUGGACCCCAGGAUCUUUUGCACCACGUGCAUGGUGAGGAAGCCGGUGAGAGCCAUGCACUGCUUCAGCUGUGACGCCUGCGUGGCCAAGCAGGACCACCACUCAGUCUGGACCAACACCUGCAUCGGUGCCAGGAACCAUCACUACUUCGUCCUCUUUGUGUUCUCCUUCGUGCUGAUGGGGGCCUGGAUGUUCUACGGCUGCCUCAGACACUGGCAGGCCCACUGCCAGCUGAACUACCAGGAGCAGGGGCUGUGGGGCGCCGUCCCCGCCCUCGUCAGCUGCUCCCCCUGGGUGCUGGGCAUCUUCCUCCUGGCCUUCUACUUCACCUGCCUGUUCGGCCUGACUCUGCUGCAGCAGCUCUACCAGCAGGUGGCGUUUUUGGGAAUAACCACAGCAGAACGAGUGACCAUGAUGUUUCAGCAGAAGAAGCUGAGACAGUCCGUCCCCCUGAGACAGAAUCCUUUCAACAUGGGCGUGGUCCAGAACCUGGUGUCCUUCUUCCAGCUGCGCUGCUGCGGCCUCUUCAAGCCGUCCGCCGUCGACUGGACGCUCCAGUUCGCCCCCCAGCGAGACCAGUUCCUGUUCGAUCAAGUCAACAUGGUCUGACCUCCUACCCCCCCACACACACACACACACUCAGGGUCAGACUGUGGUUCUGGACCAAAAGUACAGAAUGUAUUUAUUUAUUUUUUCUACGUGGUGAAGAGAGGGACCACAACACUUAAAGUGUGAAUUCACAAAACUGUGUGGAUACGGUUUGAUUCAGCUGAUCUUUGUACAGACUCCCGCUGCCUUAUACUUGACUGAUGUAAGUAAAGAGAAUAUCAAAAGUCUCAGUUUGGGAGAGGAGGAAAAAAGAACCCGAAGGCCUAAAAUAUUAUGGAAGUUUUGUGAUGUUUUUAAUGAACACUUUAAGCCUAUUUUUAUUAUCUGUUAUGGGAGAAAAAAAGGAAUCUUUCUAUGUAAAAAUCGCUGGUUUUAUGACUUUUGUAAAAGUUGCAUGGGUUUAAUAAGAACGGAUCACUAUCAUUCAAUAAAGGAACAUUGUGCCUGUUUCUUGGACUUUUCUGUGGGAACAUUUGGGGGAUUUGGGUUUUAUGAAUAAUUAAAGCCA
This is a messenger RNA of Menidia menidia (Atlantic silverside), 2530 nucleotides long. The record is from the annotation of a GenBank genome assembly. Lineage: Eukaryota; Metazoa; Chordata; Actinopteri; Atheriniformes; Atherinopsidae.